AGUUGUGAGGCUAUACGAAGCAUUAACACCGACCAUGUAUACAAGUUGAAGAAUAUACUACCUCGAGGAGAAUCAUAGUUGUCGUCGUCGUCGCGGUACACAGUGAGCAAGUGCUUGGCGGCGCUGAGCAGCGUGAGAAGGCGGGAGAGACGCUGGUGGCCAUUUUGAGAAAUUUGGGCGAGAGCAGGUCAAGUGCAGCUGUCAGACAGACUAUCACUGUCCACGCCCCGCUUUCAUCUCGUAUCCCGCGACAUAGUUCUUCAAUAUGGCGCCCAAGAAAGCUCAGAAAAUGUCUUUAAACGAAUUCCUCGGGGACAGCACCCUAGGAUCAUGGGCAGACGAAAUGGACUCUCUGCCCACCGCUCCUGCCGUACGUAGCGAUGACGGCACCCGUCCAGGUGAACGCAGGAGAGACGAUUUCCUCUCCUCUAGGCCUGACAGGUCCGGUCCUCCUCGCGAAGAUCUACCACUUCCCACGGAACCUCCAUAUACCGCGUUUGUCGGCAACAUGGUCUUUGACCUUACGGACAUGGACCUUGAGGAGUUUUUUGGUUCUGACAAGGUUAAAAAUGUGAAGAUCAUCAAGGACAGGGACGACAGGCCGAAGGGUUUCGGAUAUGUCGAAUUCAUUGAUCUUGAUAGCUUGAAGGAGGCUUUGGCCAAGUCUGGCGCUAGUCUUGCAGGUCGUAAUAUCCGAGUGAGCGUGGCCGAGCCACCCAAGGAGCGAUCUGGCUUCGGUGCUGGAGGUGGAUUUGAUGAUGAAAAGUUCGCAGGUAACUGGCGACGUGAUGGGCCUCUUCCUGACCUUCCUUCUCGUGGUGAAAGUGGUGGACCGCGAGGACGAUUCGAAGGACCCCCUUCUCGUGAACCUCCGCCCCAUGCUGUUGCCGACACCAUUAGUGACUGGCGAUCAAGUCGAGCACCUGCUCGUGGUCCUCCUCCUGAAGAGGGCCCUUCCUUCAAACGGCGGGGGUCAGGGUUCCGUGGCUCAGAUGCUGGCCCUGUUGGUGCUGCUGACUCAGAGGAGACUUGGUCGAUAGGCAGCAAGUUCAAGCCUAGUGGUCCUCCCGAAGAACGCUCCCCCGGCAGCCGGUUUGGAAGCCUUCGAGGAGGCCCACCUAGGGAGACUCCAAGCCCUCCCGAUGAAGAUACUUGGAGAAGACCCCACGCAAUCUCGCGAAACAGUACUUCACCCAACGCUUCAACUCCCCCAACCCCUCAGCUCGCUCGCCGUAAGCUCGAACUCUUGCCACGCUCCACUGCCACGUCUGCUGUUCCCUCCCCACUUUCAUCUCCUAAUCCUGCUACCACAUCCACAUCCACAAGCCACACUCGCACAAAUCCAUUCGGCGCGGCAAAACCCGUUGAUGUAUCUGCAAGGGAAGCGGCCGUCGAGGAGAAAAUUGAGAAGGGCCGCGAGAUCGUCAAAGAGAAGGUUAGUCAUAGUCACCAUUCAAUGUCCCGCACCUCGUCGCGGGCAGGCUCUCAGCGCGACGCCCCUAUCUCUCGCGCAUCCUCUGGCGCUCCCCCAUCCUCUCCCAAGCCAGAAUCUCCCAAGGUGCCUUCCGCAAACGCUACCAUUCGACCCUCCUUCAGCUUCGCCAAAGCUGCUGCUGGAAAAAAGGACGAGGAACCGCAGGAUGACGUGGAGGAGUUGGCGGAUAAGGUCGCCGAGACCAAGGUUGAUGACACCAGUGCUUGAUUUAAAAGUAAUAAGAGAAGUCAAGGGAAUCCCAAAAGUACUUGCUGAGGUUCAUUCUAUGUAUCUUUCUGGUAGAUCUUGGUGGCCACAUGUUCGCUAUCGCUUCCUCUCCUCAUCGCCGUCUGCAUCCUUCUUUUCGGAUGCUGUUUUUGUUUUGUAUGUAUUUCUCACUUAUGUUACGACGGAUGCCACAUUUGUGUGAAGUACAUGACAAUGUUAAUGCACUCUCCUCUCACCAUUGCAACUUGC
Messenger RNA from Somion occarium, 1951 nucleotides. NCBI's taxonomy places the organism in Eukaryota, Fungi, Basidiomycota, Agaricomycetes, Polyporales, Cerrenaceae. The record is from the annotation of a GenBank genome assembly.